AUGACGGUGUCUUACGAGCUUCUCAGGGUCCCUUCCCGCCGCCUCGAGAGUCCCCUUUCUUGGUGCAUUUUUGGGAUCCUUUUGGGGGCCCUAGAGCUCCUGCUACCCAUCAGUUCCGAUGCCUGUGGUGCCCCACCGAGAUUUAACUCUAUGAAAGUCAAGGGUAAUCCUGCAACCUCUUAUAAUACUGGGGACAAAGUAGAAUAUGAAUGUCGCAUAGGAUUCAGGAUUAUUGUUCCUCCUCUUCCCACCUCGACUGUUUGUCAGGCUGAUAACACGUGGACACCACCUCUCCAGGAGGCUUGUACAGCAAAAUCAUGUCCACAGCUACCAGAACCUAUAAAUGGCCAUAAGAUCUAUGCAAACGGAACUUUUGUGUUUGGCUCACAGGUUCACUUUUUUUGUGAUGAGGGUUAUUACUUACUUGGAACAAAAAUUUUAUAUUGUGAACUUGAUGGAAAAAAUGUGGCCUGGAAUGACAAUCCCCCACGGUGUGAAAAGGUGUUGUGUCAACCACCUAAACAAAUACCAAAUGGAAUGUACACCAAUAGCCACAAGGAUGUAUUUGAAUAUAAUGAAGUUGUGACUUAUAGUUGUAAUCCUUCAAAUGGAUCAGAUCAAUAUUCACUUGUUGGAGAGAGCAGGCUUGUUUGUUCUGGGCCUAACAAAUGGAGUGGUGAUCCUCCUGAAUGUAAAGUAAUCAAAUGUGCAUAUCCAGUAAUAAAAAAUGGGAAACUGGUGUCAGGAAUUGCGAAAAAAUUUUACUACAAAUCGUUGAUUACGGUUGGCUGCCUGGCCGGAUUUCACCUUAAAGGCAGCAACACUGCUGUAUGUGGACUUAACGGUACUUGGGAGCCUAAGUUACCAGAAUGUAUUGCAGUCAACACCUCUCAGUACUAA
Molossus molossus (Pallas's mastiff bat) is the source of this 900-nucleotide messenger RNA. Its product is annotated as membrane cofactor protein-like. Gene Ontology annotation, cellular component: cell surface. Lineage: Eukaryota; Metazoa; Chordata; Mammalia; Chiroptera; Molossidae. The coding region runs from base 1 to 900 and encodes 299 amino acids. Gene Ontology annotation, biological process: negative regulation of complement activation, classical pathway. The record is from RefSeq and is a predicted model, not a curated record. The transcript is spliced from 7 exons.